This is a messenger RNA of Scophthalmus maximus (turbot), 1868 nucleotides long. RefSeq names its product SH2 domain-containing protein 7-like. The record is from RefSeq and is a predicted model, not a curated record. Lineage: Eukaryota; Metazoa; Chordata; Actinopteri; Pleuronectiformes; Scophthalmidae. The transcript is spliced from 8 exons. The coding region runs from base 153 to 1622 and encodes 489 amino acids. Gene Ontology annotation, cellular component: cytoplasm.
GUCGUUGCGAAGCAUCACAGCUUUCCAAGACGGUGGAAAAAAGUGUGCAAUUAUAAAUGUCAUCCGUCUAUAUCUCCCUGACGUGUUGAACUCCCUCAGAACACAUUUGGUUGUAGAUCACAGUCUGAUGAGAAGUCGAGAGAAGCAUUUUAAUGUUUGCUGAAAUGACACCAGGUUCAAACCACAUGCUGUCAGGCUCAAGGAAAGGGUUUGAAAGGAAUCGGUGUGCACUGUAUGGGCAGCAGAAACCCAGAUCUGAAAAGAUCUUUUCAGGGUCAAGGACAAAGGAUCGGAGUAGUCCAAAAUCGCCCUUCUUUAGGACUUGUCCCAAGUUUUGCUUCAAGGACCGUGCGAGGAUGGAGCCAAGAGAACCAAACUCUCAUGCUGAACAGACGGAGGGAAAACUAAGGGAACUGGCAUCAAAGUGGUUCAUAGAGACUCAAGUGCCACUCAUCGUCCACAAUGGCUUCUUCCCCACUUGGUUCCUGGGCUUCAUCACCAGAAAGGAUGCUGAAGAAAUACUCAGAUUAAAGGAGCAGGGCUGUUUCCUGGUCCGUCUCAGCAAAAAGGCCAUCGGGUACAUAUUGUCCUAUAAAGGCAAGGAUCGGUUUCGACACUUUGUGAUAAACCAAAGUGAGAAAGGGCAGUUUGUAGUUUGCGGAGACUGUGAAGCACAUGACACGAUGCCCGAUCUAAUACAAUACUACAAGUCAAGCCCCAUCGAGCCGUUUGGAGAAUAUCUGACAUCUUCAUGCUUUGAUGUAGUGAACGAAGAGCUGUAUGAUGUCAUCCAGAUCAACCCGAAUGAAAAACCUGUGGCUAAUGUCAGAGCUGUUAAUGUACUGAAACAACAGACUAACUCGGCCUCAGAGCAGCAACGUACACAGCCACAAAAGAGCAGCAGGUCACUAGAGGAAGUGCCACCUUUGCCUAGGAGCAGGCACGUUGAUAGCGGUCACGUGCCUGACCAGGACGGGGUUGUGUACGCUCAGCUCAGGAAGCAAACACCAUGGGAGAUACCAAGAUCCCAAGAUCACACCGUACACAGCCAUCUACCUGGAGCUAGUCCAGGGUGGGUCGAGGGAUCCACAGCCCAGCAUCAGACUGUCAGUCAGUGUUGUCCUCCGGGCUCCGUUUACUAUAAGCUCAGCCUGCUAGAGAGCAGCAAGAGAAGGUCCCUACCGCUCCCAGACAACAGCUCUGAUGGGGAGCACUAUCACAAGCUGAGUGCACCCCCACACACCCCACCCAGACUUUCCCCCACGCCCAUCAGACAAGUUCCACGGAUGGAGAAGACCGACUCAUGCAGCUCACCAGGCAGUCGGGACCACUUGGGCGACAGUGCCGUCUAUCACCUGGCUGGCAAACAUGGCAUCCCACACACUGCACCGUCUGGGACUAGUUCAGGGACAUUAGUGAAGCAUAGUGAUUCAGUGUAUGCUGAGGUUUCCAGUGAGGCGCCUUUUAGUCGCCUCUCUCGAGGCAACACAUAUGAGCUGAUUCCUGGGCGCGAGGACUCAGUUCAUCUUAAGCCCAAGAGCAACACUUACGAGCUUCUGGAGGACGUCAGACCCAAGAGUGACAAAUGGAAAUGGCUCUUCCCCGAGGCGAAGAGGAAAUGAUGAAGAGGUUAACUUAACCAGCAACUGGAGGAAAUGUUUCCAAAUUAAAAUCUGACACUAUUGUGGUACUACUACACACUCUGUGACAACCUAUUUUAUUCAUUCAACAUAAAUGAUUAUAUGUUCAUAGAUACUCAUUCUCUGUAUUUUUUUAUUUUUAAUGUAUUUAUUUAAAAAUGAUGAUGCCUUUACAUUUUCCAGAUGUAAGACAAUGUGCUAAAUAAAACACGUUACAUACAGACAUUU